CUAAGGUCUCUUACAUUCUCUUCCCUCUUUUCUUCGUCUUCUUUCUCUCCUAAAAAUCGAUCUCCCUGGAGACUCCUCUGCAGCGGACGUUCAUUUUCUUGAUCGAUGGAUAAUAUGACGGGAUGGUGUAUGCCACCUGGAUUCAGAUUUCAUCCGACGGAGGAAGAGCUCGUUGGUUAUUACCUAAAGAGGAAGAUCGAUUCGUUGAAGAGCGCUUUAGAUGUCAUCGUAGACAUUGAUCUCUACAAAAUGGAGCCGUGGGACAUGCAAGCGAGGUGCAAAUUAGGGUACGAGGAGCAAAACGAGUGGUACUUCUUCAGCCACAAGGACAGGAAGUACCCGACAGGGACGAGGACAAACAGAGCGACGGCGGCCGGAUUCUGGAAAGCCACCGGCAGGGACAAGGCCGUACUGUCCGAGAACAGAAUCAUAGGAAUGAGGAAGACCCUUGUCUUCUACAAAGGCCGAGCUCCUAAUGGCCGGAAAACCGAUUGGAUCAUACACGAAUACCGCCUUCAAAACUCUGAGCACGCUCCUCCUCAGGAGGAAGGAUGGGUGGUAUGUCGAGCUUUCAGGAAGCCAACUCCAAACCAAAGGCCACAUGGGUAUGAGCCAUGGCCGAACCAUCACUACCACCUCCCGACAACAACGAUGAACUCGGAUAUUCUGUCGUCGAGUCAAAAUAUGAACCAGAUGCUCAUGAACAGCAAUCUCUACCAACCUAAUAUGUGCUCACCAAUGCAUCAUCAGCACGGCAACGUCGAGAUCCCACAGCUCGAUAGUCCGAGUUUGUCGUCACAUAGUCUUGGGACGACGACCAAGGAUCACACCAACGGCUUUGAGCAAGAUGAUGAGAAGAGCUUCAAUGGCGUUGAUUGGAAAACCCUAGAUGGUUUCCUUGCAACGCAAGUCACGAGCGACUCUAACCUUCUUCUGUCUUCGUUUGAGUCACAGUCCUUUGACCAAAACUACAACGAGCUCGAAGCUAAUACUCACGUUCUUGGAUGCUUCCCUGACUCGUAAUAAAGAUAUUCUUAUUUGAUUAUGCAGUUUUUUUACAUGA
Molecule: messenger RNA, 1063 nt
Organism: Tarenaya hassleriana
Lineage: Eukaryota; Viridiplantae; Streptophyta; Magnoliopsida; Brassicales; Cleomaceae
Product: NAC domain-containing protein 30
Exons: 4
Coding region: 106-1023 (305 amino acids)
Biological process (GO): regulation of DNA-templated transcription
Molecular function (GO): DNA binding
Source: RefSeq, a predicted model, not a curated record